AUGACAGAUAAAACCACCUCUUCAUCGAGAUCUCGGAAAGCAAACGCUCCUAUUAGCAAAGAGAACUCCAAUACCAUUAACACAGCAAACAAUAUAGAAGCUGGUGAAAGUAGCCUAGUAACUAGUAUAUUAACUAGCGGCCUAAAACAACAGGAUAAUUCACAAAGAGAAGACCAAAGCAUCAACGCACCAUCUGUAGAUAAGUCGAAUGCGAAUCAGUUAGAACAGACGUCCGAGCGACGAGAUGACAAUACACAACAAACGACAAGCUUGUCCAAGAGCCCGAGAAAGAACGUAACAACAUCUAGACCCGAUAGUCAAUCAAAGUCAAUAGCCCUAUCGAAAGGCAAAGCACCGGAAAUCAUCGGUGAAGACUACAUAUCCAUACUAUCCGGAAAGCCAUCCAAUGCAUUGAACAAUCAUGAUCAAGUCACCCGGAAGUCGACAAGUGUAGAAUGCGAAGCGUCGAAAUCGAUUGACCUAGUAGAUGAGGUGGAUUUAAACGACAGUGGUUCAGUCUGGAAGCACGCCUUAUCAUUGGCAGCUGAAGGUUCUAUUGAAGAAGCAACGACGUAUUUCAAAAUCCACGCCACGUUGUCAUCUAAAUCGAAUAAGAAGAUUAAGGAUCUAGAAGACCAUCCAAGCAGCACACUGUCCGAAUCAAAUGCAGAAGUGGUAACUGAAGGAGGAAUAACCUUCAUUCCCGGAGCAAUAACUUCACACACCGACAUCGGCUUCACUCCGUACUUCGACCGAAACUUACGUGAACUGAAAGGCCCAAUCCCCCUAACGAUCUUUAACAAACAUUGGCAAGAUCUAGCCAACGGGUAUCAUGUUGAGAAAAGAGUCAAAACCGAUAACAUCAACAAAGACACAACGACUUACACAGGAUACCCAUACCCACACGAGAUGACCCAAUCCUACUCAACGUGGAAUAGUUUCCGAAAAGGGGAAACAGGACCACCGGACAUAUCUCAACGAAGAGACGACGUUGCAGCGCUAUGUUUUGCUGAGUCAAGACGCCUAGAUGAAGGAUCCUUCACAGACAACCCUUACGCGAAAUGUGGAGCGCGUUUCGGAUUUGAUUGGACAACUGGUUUACCAAGAUCCUCGAACAAUUCUUCAUCUCACAACAUUAAUUCUCAUUCAUACAACCAGAACAACUCCUCUCUGAAUCAUAACAAUUUGAAUUCCUUCCAUUCAAACAAUGGGCCUGUAAACGACAAUCAGUCUUCAAACUAUCAUCAGAACCCUCACGGUAGUACCAGUAAUAAUCACAGAAGGCCUAGCAAUCGUCAUGAAAAUAGUCAUCAUAACGGUAGAGGAAGAAGCGGUUAUAACGGACAAAACUUCGAUCCAAACUACGCCGCGAAGAAAGCUGCAUUAGCUGCUGCUAAACAAGCGCAGAAUGGUAACUCCGGGUAA
This is a messenger RNA of Melampsora larici-populina 98AG31, 1425 nucleotides long. RefSeq lists its product as uncharacterized. The record is from RefSeq and is a predicted model, not a curated record. The transcript is spliced from 4 exons. NCBI's taxonomy places the organism in Eukaryota, Fungi, Basidiomycota, Pucciniomycetes, Pucciniales, Melampsoraceae. Bases 1 to 1425 code for a protein of 474 amino acids.